CAUACAUUUCAAAAUUAAUUUAAAAAAUUUAAAAAAAUUCUACAAAUAUAUUUUUCUUUUCGAUUUCGGCCUCUUUUUACAAAAUUUUACGUGAUUUUUUUCAAAUAAAUGCUAAACAAUGCGAAUAUUGGCCAAUGUACGACCCAUUCUAAAGUUCUCGAAAGGUAUAACAGGAACUUUCUGCCAUGGCCAUCAUCAGUACACAUCGCUGGUCCAGGUUUUGCAAAGCAAACGACUAUUUAAUAAUGUCAAUAUCAAUGGCCCCAGGGAGUUGACGACGUUAAAAUGUAAAGAAAAUUCAUGGAAUGAGACUCCAAAUAAAUAUUUGGGUAUAAGGACACAUAUGCAAGAUGUUGGUGGGGUUACGAAGGCAAUAUCGAUGUCAAUAAGUCCCCGGGAAUUAGCCAAGAAGACAGCUAACAUGAUAACGCCUAAACUUCCUACCAAAGAAAAUGGUAAUCAUUCAAGGGAUAUGAUUCUAAAAUCAUUAGAAAUGAGUAAAGAACAUAUCCAAGCACUUACAAAUUCAAACAACAACAUUAUUCUUUUGGAAAUUGAGACUGUAGAAUUGAAUGGCUUCUUACAAAAAUAUCACAAAUACUACGCCGUUCUCCACUUUAAAUCGGGAGAUCGAAAUUUAUCCCAUUUUGAGGACGAAAUUAUGGUAAAGACGCUUUUUGGAGCAUUUGGUAGACAUUACGAACAACAGCACGCCAGAUAUUUGGACAUGAAAAAUCACGAUAAUACAAACCAUUAUAACCUCAAUUUUUCACGGGGACGAAAUUUGCUUCCAAUUGGAAACUGGAAAAUUCAUAUAUUUGCUUGGAAUCAUAAUAGGAGCUUUGAGAUCUUAACUAAAUCCUUAAAGCCCUCUCGUCAUUCAAAAAUAAAUUCAAAUUUCCUCCAAAAUUGUAUUCCAUUUGGUUACAGAACAGACGGAAUGUCAAAUAACAAAGCCGGCCCUGGAGUUACAUUUCGCAAAUAUUCCACAGAUUCAUCUUCAAAUAAAUUUGCACCCCAACGCCAUAUUCCCAAUGACGUUACCAAAUCUAAAAUGGUUUACUACAACUCCCCAUUUGUCUUGGAACUAUUAGGCGGUCAUAAAUAUCCCCUUAGUCAUGAUACCUAUCCCAAGGCUGUCGAAGAGGCCAACAGGCGAAGGGCGGCCUUAAAGUUCGCACACUCCAAGAACAAUAUCUUAGCUAAAAAAGAGUCAGACAUAACUUCCAAUAUUGACCCCAGUAAACCAGUGAAUCUCCUUGGCGAUAAAGGCAACAAUACAACAAACCCUCCAACCAGCCCUUCAAAAAUAAGAGAUAAAGGCAAACACCCAAGGAAACAAGCUCCAACGGGUUGUGUUUCUCCAAAAUGUAAAAAGGAAGAUCCAUGUUCCAACCUAGGACCCAAUAAAAAUAAAAAAGUUGCGGACAAGGGCAAUAUAUUGGGGACUGAUUCCACGCACCCCUUAGCAAGUUUAGGAUUUAGAAAUGUACCAUUGAAUUUAUCCAGUAAUAAAACCGGAAGUGGCCUUUGCAAUGGCUGCACUAGUUUUAGUGGCAAGGACAAAAAUAAGCCUGGAAGCAAUCCACCCAAACCGGGAAAUUGUUCCAAAGAUAAAGGAAAAUCCAAAAAACCAGGAUCAUGCAGCGAAGACGAUAAGCCUUAUCAGCCGAAAUGCAACAAAAACCCCUGUGACGGUGAUGGAGGAACAAAACCCCAAUCACCCUGUGCCAAAAAGAAGGAAGAUCCCAAAAAGGGUCCCUGUGGAACGGAAAAGAAAUUAGAUGGCAGCAGCAAACAACUCAAUAAGGGACCCCCUAAACCAUCAGGACAAAAUGAGAAAGGCCAAACAGGCCAAUCAUGUGCCCAAAAGAAGGAUAGUCCAUGCUCAAAGAAACCAAGCCCCUGUGACAAGAAAGACAAAUCCAAGAAUGAUCCUUGUGCCAAGAAGAAGGAUCCUUGUGCCAAGAAGGAUCCCUGUUCUAAGAAAAAGGAUCCCUGUGCCAAGAAGAAGGAUCCCUGUUCAAAAAAACUCAGCCCAUGUGGCAAAAAAGACAAAGGCAAUCCCUGUACUAAGAAAGAAAAAGAUACUUGUUCGAAAAAGCCCAGUCCAUGUGCCAAAAAGGAUAAACCUAAAGCCAAACCUUGUGGAACAAAGGACAAAGCAAAACCUUGUGGUGCAAAAGAUAAACCCAAAUCCGAGAAGCCAUGUGCUGGUCCUUGUAAUAAAAACCCACAAAGUCCCUGUGGAAAGAAAGACAAACCAAAGUCGGAUCCAUGUGCCAAGAAACCUCCCAAUCCAUGUGACAAAAAGAUAAGACCCCAAACGGAGACCAAUCAAUUUCCCUGUACCAGACAAAAAGAAAAGAAAAAGGGCAACACUUGUGGUAAAGAAAAAAAGAGUAAAUCACCCUGUACAGGACCCUGUGCAGAGAAGAAGAAACCAAGCAAUCCCUGCAAGAAAAACAAUCCUUGCAAUAAGAAAUCAAGUCCAUGUGGCAAAAAAUCAGAUCCAUGUGCAAAGAAAUCCACUAGCAACUCAGGAUGUUCUCAAAACCAACAUCCUUGUGGUAAAAAACCUCGAGAUACUAAGCCCAAAUGUAAACCAAAAGGAGAUCAAAACAAGAAAUGUUAUUCCACAGUUGCCGGAAAUGUAAUAACUCCCAGUCCGUCGACAUUAAAUAGGAAUUUCCACUGCUUUAGUUUCACACGUCGUUAUAGCGAUUCAAAGAGUAAAAAGGGUGCAGGUGACAGCAAAUGCAAGUUAAUUCAAACCAAAAUGCCUGCCCAUCGUCAAAUGGAAAAAUAUCAUCAGAGACAACGUCCCAAAGAUGGCCUACGUUCGUGUUAUCCAGCCUACGAUAUGGAUUGUCCCAAAAAACUGUGUAAGGAUCCCCGGAAAACUGCCUGUUCAAGAUUUAAUCAUUUGAAGGGAGAACAUAAGAAUAGUGGUGGGAAGAAAUAGGCAAGAGAUUUGGACUAUAGGAUUGGCGAAAUUGGAUUUCAAAGCAAUAUUUAAAGAAAUGAAAUCGGAGUGGGAUGUUAGAGGUAUAUAAGUCGUCUAAUAUGAAACCUUUUCCAACUAUACCGCCAGCAAAACUUAAAAUCGGUCUGCAAAUAUUGGCAUAUCAGGUUCAGCGAUUGGAGAGCACAUUAAAGCCCAAAAACAAAAGGAUCUGAAAAUACGUUACACGGAUGAUCUAUGAUUAUGCCAUCCCGCCCAUUAUCCCAUAAAAUAUUAAGGAUUCCGUCUAAACUGCCUGUUCGAGAUCUGGAAAAAAGAUUGAACCCCAAAUAAUUUAUUAAAACUAUUCUUUUCAGCAAAAGUCUUUCCUUGGAAAUUACAAGUUAUUGUGGGAACGAGACUCUGCCAAAUCAGAAUCCAUGUGAUAUAAGAAAGUAAUUUUGAAACGACAGGAUAUUGUAUGCAAAUGAAGGACCUAUCUA
Messenger RNA from Musca domestica (house fly), 3447 nucleotides. RefSeq lists its product as uncharacterized. The coding region runs from base 119 to 2965 and encodes 948 amino acids. The transcript is spliced from 2 exons. Lineage: Eukaryota; Metazoa; Arthropoda; Insecta; Diptera; Muscidae. The record is from RefSeq and is a predicted model, not a curated record.